This is a messenger RNA of Oncorhynchus nerka (sockeye salmon), 9965 nucleotides long. RefSeq names its product collagen alpha-5(IV) chain-like. Gene Ontology annotation, biological process: extracellular matrix organization. The coding region runs from base 323 to 5290 and encodes 1655 amino acids. NCBI's taxonomy places the organism in Eukaryota, Metazoa, Chordata, Actinopteri, Salmoniformes, Salmonidae. Gene Ontology annotation, molecular function: extracellular matrix structural constituent conferring tensile strength. The record is from RefSeq and is a predicted model, not a curated record. Gene Ontology annotation, cellular component: basement membrane; collagen trimer. The transcript has 52 exons.
CCUGGGCUCUUCCACAAAUUCUAAAUCCGACUGCAGACUCACAUAACUAACUACGGCGAAGCUUCGACAUAGUUGAUGAACCUUUUCAAACUUUUGUCGCACGUUUGAGACGUUAUAGGCGUCGAAUCACGGUGAAGGUGAGUUCGAGGGUCGUUUGACGCCUUUGCAGAGGACAAUAGAUGAUCUGACACCGCAGGUGACCAGCGGCACCGACGUACCUGUUGCUUGCCGCCCACAUACCGUGGGUGUCGGCCCUGGCUUAUUGUGUGUGGCACGAGGUAGAGGAGCGUGCGGAGUUGGUAAAUCCGAGGGCAACGGGAAGAUGAGGACAGCAUUGCUUUGUUUCGUGCUCCUGGGGAUGAUGUUGCUGGGAAUUGAGGCGAAGGAUUGUGCUUGUACUGGGAAGUCGAGGUGUCACUGUGAAGGAGUCAAAGGCAAUAAGGGAGAAAAGGGUUACUCAGGAGAGACUGGUCUACCUGGGUCGGUUGGCUAUCCGGGCUCAGAGGGUCACCCUGGAUCAGUGGGACCAAAGGGGGACGUGGGCCCUCAUGGACCUCCAGGACAAUAUGGCAAUCGGGGACCUGAGGGUAAAGAAGGAUUUGCUGGGACACCAGGUCUACCGGGCAUCCCAGGCCUUCAAGGACCAAUGGGCCAACAAGGUGCCUCCGGAUGCAAUGGAACAGAGGGGAAGAGGGGUUCAACUGGUCCACCUGGUCUCCACAGCAGUGAUGGAUUAAGAGGUUCACCUGGAGCACCUGGACCAAAGGGUGAACCUCAAACAAUUGGAAGUGGGCCACCUGGACCUAGAGGAAGAGACGGUGACCAGGGUGUCUCUGGGUCACCAGGACCGACGGGACCACCAGGGGAAGCUGGACUUCUUGGGGUUGAGGGAUUGAUAGGCCUACAUGGAGCACCAGGAUUAAAGGGUCAAGAGGGACGCAGCUCUAGUAUCCCUGGCCCUCGUGGUCUAAAGGGACACCAAGGGCCCCCUGGAGUCCCGGGACCGAAAGGGAUCAAGCUAUACGCCCACGCUCCCUUCGAUAUGAAGGGAGAGAUAGGUGAACUGGGUGAGAAGGGCUGUAAGGGUUCACUUGGUUAUGCUGGCCACAUCCAUUUUAAAGGAGCAAAAGGGGACCAAGGGGACGUUGGUACUGAGGGAAGGCCAGGGAAGGAUGGGGAUCGAGGACCCGCUGGAUAUAAGGGGAGAAAUGGGAAUCACGGUUCAGCAGGUCCUGAUGGAAUCCCUGGACCAUGGGGACAGAAAGGUGGUCAGGGUCAAGAUGGUGACCCCGGGGAGGUGACCAUGAUUGGUGAGGCCGUGUUUGGCUCCGGGGGUGCCAAAGGACAACAAGGGUUCGCUGGCCCUCCAGGUCCCACUGGAGUUACUGGUCCCCCAGGUAGCACCGGUUUCCAGGGGCCUCCUGGAUCUCCAGCUCCUAACUAUGGAGAUGAUCCCUACAAUCGCGGAGCGAUUGGACCUAAAGGAGAUAAAGGAGACCAAGGACCCAUCAUCGACGGCGAGCCAGGCAGAGAGGGCUUUCCAGGAACAACUGGGGAAAGUGGAGACCCUGGACCCCCAGGACCAUCUGGAGACUCAGGAAAUCUUAAGGGCUUUAUAGGACCUCCAGGGGAAAAGGGAGCCAAGGGCUUGACAGGCGAACAAGGGUACAGUGGCCAAUAUGGUUUAAAAGGUCAGAAAGGAGAGGUCUGUAGGUUGUGUACAGGAAAAGGUUCUGGAGAACAGGGACCCCCAGGACCCCCCGGUCAGCCUGGAUUCCCAGGCUUUAAUGCAGGACCAGGGCCCAAAGGAGAGCCAGGAAUCAAAGGCCCAUCAGGACCACCUGGUCAACCGGGUCCCCACGGCCCCUCAGGUGUUCCAGGGCCCCCGGGGAUGAAGGGCAAUCCAGGUUCCCACAACCACCGCGGGAUAAAGGGAGAGAAAGGAUCCCCAGGACUAGCUGGCAGAUCGGGGAAGGAUGGAAAUCACGGGAACACUGGCUUCCCUGGACGCAAGGGCCAACGAGGCCCCAAGGGUGAUCCGUACUAUGGGCCGCCGGGUCUGAAGGGAGAUGGUGGUGUCCCAGGCCCUCCCGGACCACAGGGAUACCAAGGACCAGAUGGGUUGCCAGGUCCAGUAGGCAUAGGAUCUCUUGGCCACCCAGGAUCCAAAGGCAAUAGUGGGGUACCAGGUCUACCUGGCAUAGCUGGCUACCCAGGUCAGAAAGGUGAGCCCAGCAAAAGAGUGGCUUACCAGGGAGUCCCAGGUCCACCAGGACAGAUGGGUCUGCCUGGGUUACAGGGCCCCCCAGGUCCUCGUGGUAGUGUUGGUUUACAUGGACUACAUGGUUACCAGGGGGAGAAAGGAGACAGUGGUGUAUUCUCCACCCUGGGAGGACGAGGACCCACUGGAACGAAAGGUGACAAAGGGCACCCGGGACCCCCAGGUACCUCUGGAAGCGGCUACCCUGGACGACCGGGCACACUGGGAAUCCCUGGGGUUCCAGGGUCAAAGGGUGAUGUUGGGUUUGGGGCCCCAGCUCCAGUCGGCCCUAACGGUUUCCAAGGUGAUGUUGGGGCCCGGGGACCUCCAGGAGACCCAGGGCUACUGGGACGACCAGGGAAUCCAGGACCAAUAGGCCUCAAUGGGUCACCAGGCCCCAAAGGAAGUAAAGGUGGGGUAGGUUCCCAAGGACCACCUGGUUACGCACAUACUGACUGCACAGGAGCCACAACCGGACCACCUGGUCCGCCAGGACCAGCAGGCAGACCCGGACCUCCAGGUUUAAAUGGACAGACGGGUGCGCUUGGGGCCUCUGGCGCUCCAGGUUUUGGACGUUCAGGCCCGGCUGGUGACCCUGGGCCCCCUGGGGUCUCCGGACCCGGAGUGCAGGGACUAGAUGGACAGAAGGGAGGCAGAGGGAGAGAUGGGUUAACAGGCACACCAGGUCCUCGAGGUGAUCCUGGGCUGGAUGGAAGAUCUGGAUCGGGCCCUGACGGAUUCCCUGGAUCUGGAGGACAACCCGGACCCAGAGGGUCGGAUGGCCGUGAUGGGGAUAAAGGCCAUAGAGGUGUACCAGGCCCUGUGGGGGACAAAGGAACCACAGGUCCUUCUGGACCAGCACCUAUCACAGACUUAUAUGGGCUCCCAGGGGACCCUGGACAGCUUGGUCUGCCUGGUUUUCCUGGUGCAAGAGGAGACCCUGGAUAUCCUGGACCAAAAGGCAUUGAUGGGAGGGAUGGUGACCCAGGAAAACAUGGGCCUAUAGGUCCCCCAGGUGAUCGUGGGGCCGAUGACCUAUAUUCAGUAGGAGGACCAGGCCAAUCUGGACCCAGGGGAGAUAUUGGGAGCAUGGGUUUACCGGGUCCCCAUGGAAUAAAGGGAGUUCUGGGUUACCAUGGAGGCCUGGGACAAGACGGUAGACCCGGUCCAUACGGGCCUAAAGGAACUAAAGGAGAGCCCAGUUAUGCUCAACCAGGCCGCAUAGGACCACCUGGACAAAAGGGCGAGCCAGCCUUGUGUAACAGCCAUGGUUCCAAGGGAGAGAGAGGCUCUCCUGGUUGCGCAGGUCGUCCAGGCUCCCAAGGGCCCACUGGAGCCAAAGGAGACCCAGGACAUCAUGGACAUCAUGGACCCCUAGGUCCUGCAGGGCCACCAGGUACCGAUGGUCCUCCAGGCCCCCCAGGACCCACUCCGUCAUAUGGAGCUCCAGGACAACCAGGGUUACCUGGCCCUCCUGGUCUCUUUGGUCCUAAAGGUAACCAGGGUCGCGAUGGCAUUCCUGGACCUGCUGGUCAGAAGGGAGAGACAUUGAUUGUGGGGUCGACUCCUGGCCUACGUGGAGAGAAUGGACAGCCAGGUCCAAAGGGAGAUGUGGGUUUUCCUGGGCCCACUGUUUUGGGGCCCCCAGGGUUUACUGGAGACCAAGGCAUUGAAGGACCCCAAGGUCCUCGUGGUGAGCCAGGGCACCGAGCCGUUUGUCUCAAAGGGCUGAAAGGAGACACUGGUCCUCAUGGCAGACCUGGAAGCCCUGGGCGACGGGGUCCACGGGGACAGCCAGGGUCUGGAGGUGAUGGACAUAAAGGGGACAGAGGAGACACGGGCUCUCCAGGGGGCCGAGGCUUCGACGGGCCCAGAGGGGACCCAGGGCUUCCAGGGCCGUGGGGACCAAGAGCCAUCCCUGGACCUCCAGGACCAAUAGGUGACCCAGGUCAUCCUGGACCUCCAGGAUUCCCCGGUGAGACGGGUGAUCAUAGUUAUAACCCCGGCACGAAAGGACCAAACGGGGCCAAAGGCCGGCCAGGACCACCAGGUCGUCCAGGGCUUGACGUGUCUGGACAAGUGAGAUUCUAUCAAGGGGAUCCAGGCCCACUUGGUCACCCCGGGAAACAAGGACUUCCAGGUCCAAGUGGGCUGCCAGGACGGCCAGGAUUUUCAGGCCCCACGGGCCCGAAGGGUCAGCAUGGACACAGCCCUCCAGGCCUGCCUGGGUUCCCUGGACGCAAGGGGGACAAGGGAUCACCGGGACGGACAGGGCCGGUGGGCUACCAGGGGUCUCCAGGACAGAAGGGUUCUCGUGGCCCGUGGGGCUCCAGCACGGCAGGCCUGGCUGACAGUUUCCUGCUUGCCCGACACAGCCAGACGAUCAGAGUGCCUGACUGCCCCAGAGGUACCACCCUCAUCUACUCUGGAUACUCUCUGCUCUUCAUCAAUGGCAAUGAGAGAGCCCACGGACAAGACCUAGGCUCCAUGGGCAGCUGCCUACCACGUUUCUCCACCAUGCCCUUCUUGUUCUGUGACACGGACAACACCUGUCGCUACGCCGCCCGCAAUGACUACUCCUAUUGGCUGUCGACGGAGAAGCCCAUGCCGCGCAGCAUGGACCUAAUCAGAGGAGAUGAGAUAGGGAGCUACAUCAGCAGGUGUUCAGUGUGUGAGGGCAGCUCCAAUGCCAUCGCCAUCCACAGCCAGACCACCCAGACCCCAGAUUGUCCUCGUGACUGGGAAUCCCUCUGGCCUGGAUACUCCUUUGUCAUGCAAACGGGUGCGGGUGCUGAGGGGUCGGGGCAGCCGCUAGUCUCCCCAGGCUCGUGCCUGGAACACUUCCGCCAGGUCCCCUUCAUCGAGUGCCACGGCCGGGGAACCUGCAACUACUUCCCAGAUUCCUACAGCUACUGGCUGGCCUCGAUCGACCCAAAUCGCAUGUUCAGUAAGCCUGUGCCCCAGACUGUGAAGGGACGUCUUCUAGAGAAUGUCAUCAGUCGCUGCCGCGUCUGCAGGAAACCCUAUUGAACAUUGCCAGGGGCCGGAACAAGAGUUGGGUAAAUUACCAUCGGGAGGAGGGGCUGAGGAGAUUGACUGACAGGUAGUGUAGAUCAGUGGUCAGUAGCACUUUAUUUUAUGGUACUGUUUCCACUAUUAUUUAAUAGAGGUUUAUUUGCUUCAAGAAUUCAAGAAUGGUAUUUUCUUCAAGGAUUCACCACACUUUGUAACUACUUGGUAUUGAAUGGUGCUUAGUAGUGCUUGUUUUAAUGGGGGGAUUUUAUUUGAUUUUUUAUCAAUAAACGAACAACGAAAUGUGACUACGUGGUGCACAUGCACAAACACAAAACAAUAUCCCACAAACACAGGUGGGAAAAAUAGCUACUUAAAUAUGAUCCCCAAUUAGAGACAACGAUUACAAGCUGCCUCUAAUUGGGAAUCAUACAAGACAGAAAUAUUAAACUAGAAUAGCCCCUAGUCACACCCUGACCUACUACACCAUAGAAAAACAAGGGCUCUCUAUGGUCAGGGCGUGACAGCCAUGCAUAUGUUAUUAAUGUGAAAUCACCAUAACAAUACCUUGUUAUUUUCUGUACUGUAAAAUAAAGUGCUACCCUCACUCCGGGUCUUGAAGGGUACGGAUGUGGAACGGUUUUAAUCGUUUUUGUGCGUGAUCACCUUGUCCUCAGCCAUCAGCCAUGUUUCUAAGGAACUGUGUGGUUAGAGUAUGUCCGAAAGAACACCCCAUUAUUGCAAUAUGAUUAUUAUCCCAUCAUUGUUAAAGUCCCAUCAAAGUAACAGUUCAUUUUACACUGACUGAGGCUGUAUGCAGGGUAAUACACUACCACCACCAAACUUUGGUUCAAAUGGCAUUGGUUUUCUUUGAAAAUACUUUAACUGAGAGUGGUAGAGCCUGCCUGGACUGCCAGGUGGCAGGGAUUGCACUUUUGGGACUAUUCCAUUAGUUCGAUUUUACCAGACAAGCUCAAUUGAGUGUUUUGAAACUGUCUAAUACUAUUUUAACCCAUGUCUGGUACCAAGUCCAACAUACAUGGCUGACCAGAGAGACUACUCAUGACCUCCAUACGGGGGUAUUCAGACAGUAGCUUGGUUGGUGUGGUUAAUGACACAGGAAAUAUACUUGCCUUCAUAACACUGUCAUUCAGACUGACAUAAAAUAUGUAAGUCAGACUGACAUAGUUACAGUAUGUCGUUAAAGCUAGAAUCCUUAAUUGAAACCAUAACAAAGCGGUCACCCCAGUUCUGUUUUGGUAUAAAGCUGAGGGAUGGGCCUGGAUAAAUGUAACCACUCUCAAAUUAAUAGACAGAGCUAUGGAUGCAUCAUUGAUAUCAAAAUUCUACUUUUAGCCAUAUUUUGACGCUAUACACAUUUCCACACUGUUGGAACCUUUCCAGUUCAAAAAGGUUCCUUAAAGGAACCCCCGUGUACCUUUUCAAACCGGAACCUUUUUUCCCCUUUUUAAUAACAUACUGUAGAGGUGGUAGCCCAUCAGAACAGUGAAGCCGUGGCUUAUUUGAAGUGUGGCUUUCAGGUAGUUCUUUCAGACGACCGGUUAGAGUAAAUGUAAUUCCUGUUCAUGUUAAGUUUGUACACUGCAACAAAAAAGUCCUUGAAUAUUUAUGCAUAUUACAUAUUCUAAUAAUAAUAACAUUGCUUAUUUAGUAUAGUAAUAAAGUGGUAACUAACCCGCAGCUUGUGUUGGGGUUUGGCGUCUUUUUAUUGUUUUCAUGUGAUGUUUUAUCAACUGCACUCGAUCGUCAGUGUUUAAUCAUAGCAAUUCAGUUGUGGAAAUUUUUAGUAUAUUUGCAAGCACACGUAGACUCAGCUUUGACAAUGCAAACAAGGGAAAUGCGGUGGGAUGCAGUGGUGAUUGAAAGCAAUGAGGAAUAAACUUCCCUUGCCGACUACUCUGCCAAUCAAUGCCCAAUCCUUGAAGGGGAAAGUGGACGAGCUGACGGCUAACCUGCGCUACCUGCAUGACUACCGGGACACCUACAUCCUGGCAAUCACUAAGAGCUGGCUGUAUGAUCGGGUGAAUAACAGCGAUGUGGAGCCAGCUGGUUUCACUAUGAUCAGACAGGAGCGAGACCCUGCUACUAGUAGGAAACAUCACGGUGGUGGUCUGUUUACUUAUCAGGGACCAGACCUUGAACUGCUGUCGGUGCCCCUUCAAUCCCAUUUACCUGCCCUGUGAAUUCCCACAAUUGUUUUGCAACUAUAGAUGUCUGGACUAGGCCUAUAUUUUCAUCGAGGGACGAAAUGAGUAGCCUAUGAAUACAUCAAAAUAACGUCUUUUAUUUCGUUGGUAACCUCUUGUAGAAAAGCAAUUGUACACUCGAGGUUGUGCUGAUCUACAGUACUCUGCUCCUCCUCGUACUCUACCUAUGACCGCUUCACAGACAUGCUAAAAAAAGUUGUUUAACAAGCCCUCUCGUGUACAAUUGCUUUAUUACAUACCGUACAUCCUGAAGCAAACACAGCCAAAGCUUCAAAUAUAAAGGACGGUUUAUUGUACACGGAACUGUUACGCUUGAAAGUUAACAAAACACUUUGUUUAGGAUAUCUACAUAAGUUCAGCAAUUGCACUGAAGUAGAUUGUAAUGAUCGUUGUUGGAAGGAUGGUCAGACCAAGAUGCAGCGUGGGGUAAGUUAAUCAUUUUUAUUUAUGAUAACCGGCACAAAACAAGAAAGAGUAACAAACGAAACGUACAGCUUUGUAGGGCUAAAAAGCAACGAUACAUUUACAUUUACAUUUAAGUCAUUUAGCAGACGCUCUUAUCCAGAGCGACUUAAAAUCAAGAUCCCACAAACAACAGGUGGGAAAAGGCUGCCUAAAUAUUUCUUAUUUCACCUUUAUUUAACCAGGUAGGCUAGUUGAGAACAAGUUCUCAUUUACAACUGCGACCUGGCCAAGAUAAAGCAUAGCAGUGUGAACAGACAACAACACAGGUUACACAUGGACUAAACAAUAAACAAGUCAAUAACAGUAGAAAAAAAAGAAAAAAUAGUCUAUAUACAUUGUGUGCAAAAGGCAUGAGGAGGUAGGCAAAUAAUUACAAUUUAGCAGAUUAACACUGGAGUGAUAAAUGAUCAGAUGGUCAUGUGCAGGUAGAGAUACUGGUGUGCAAAAGAGCAGAAAAGUAAAUAAAUAAAAACAGUAUGGGGAUGAGGUAGGUAAAUUGGGUGGGCUAUUUACCGAUAGACUAUGUACAGCUGCAGCGAUCGGUUAGCUGUUCAGAUAGCAGAUGUUUAAAGUUGGUGAGGGAGAUAAAAGUCUCCAACUUCAGCGAUUUUUGCAAUUCGUUCCAGUCACAGGCAGCAGAGAACUGGAAGGAAAGGCGGCCAAAUGAGGUGUUGGCUUUAGGGAUGAUCAGUGAGAUACACCUGCUGGAGCGCGUGCUACGGGUGGGUGUUGCCAUCGUGACCAGUGAACUGAGAUAAGGCGGAGCUUUACCUAGCAUGUACUUGUAGAUGAACUGUAGCCAGUGGGUCUGGCGACGAAUAUGUAGCGAGGGCCAGCCGACUAGAGCAUACAGGUCGCAGUGGUGGGUGGUAUAAGGUGCUUUAGUAACAAAACGGAUAGCACUGUGAUAAACUGCAUCCAGUUUGCUGAGUAGAGUAUUGGAAGCUAUUUUGUAGAUGACAUCGCCGAAGUCGAGGAUCGGUAGGAUAGUCAGUUUUACUAGGGUAAGUUUGGCGUGGAGUUCUUGGAGUGAAGAAGGCUUUGUUGCGGAAUAGAAAGCCGACUCUAGAUUUGAUUUUAGAUUGGAGAUGUUUGAUAUGAGUCUGGAAGCAGAGUUUACAGUCUAGCCAGACACCUAGGUACUUAUAGAUGUCCACAUAUUCUAGGUCGGAACCAUCCAGGGUGGUGAUGCUAGUCGGGCGUGCGGGUGCAGGCAGUGAACGGUUGAAAAGCAUGCAUUUGGUUUUACUAGCGUUUAAGAGCAGUUGGAAGCCACAGAAAGAGUGUUGUAUGGCAUUGAAGCACGUUUGGAGGUUCGAUAUGAUCCCCGAUCAAAUAUGAUCAAAUAUGAUCCCCAAUCAGAGACAACGAUAGACAGCUGCCUCUGAUUGGGAACUGUACCUGGCCAACAUAGAAACGAAAAACUAGAAUGCCCAACCUAAUCACACCCUGACCUAACCAAAUAGAGAAAUGAAAGGAUCUCUAAGGUCAGGGCGUGACAUAGAUAUUCUAAACAAAGUGUUUUCAUCUAAAAGGAUUUUCAUUGGUGUAAGAUAUUGGUUGUGUUGAAGACAUGGGCCAUUUGUUUUACUGAUCUCAGUAUGUCAAUGUCAGAGUGUCUUGUCAUUUGUGUGGUAUAAAAAAAGAUGAUUGUUUCUAGUCAUGUAAAAUGACAUAGAAUUGCAGGAAAUUCUUUUAGAAAAGGCCAUUUUUUUCUUGGACCCGCAAACCCCUCAGCCCUUGGUAUUCAGGACUAAGCUCCAGGACUAAGUGUUAUGAAACUGUAUUGUGUGUGUAUAUAAGCAUACUUUGUGUUUGGUUAGUUUAAAUUGAAAUGUAUAUGUUUUUCAGGUCUUUUGCCAUUUCAUCAAGUAUGUUUGAUAAUGUGUCUUAGUUAUGCGCUUCAACAAAGGUGCUCUCACAAAAAACAAUGUGAUUUUUGCAUUUACACUAUUUUUUAUUACACUGGUUGCAUGAUGCCAAAUAAACAUUCACUUGGA